Messenger RNA from Arachis ipaensis, 1955 nucleotides. Its product is annotated as TLD-domain containing nucleolar protein. NCBI's taxonomy places the organism in Eukaryota, Viridiplantae, Streptophyta, Magnoliopsida, Fabales, Fabaceae. The record is from RefSeq and is a predicted model, not a curated record.
CACGUACUUUCCUCGAUUUGGCAAGAUCAGGUGCCACCGCCACAUUCUCAAUUGGCGAAAACAAUAAACUAAACUAAAAACUAAAUCUGAUCUUUUACGCUGCCGAUGGGAGCGUCUCAGUCUACAGAGCCCGCGGUUUCCGCCGAACAAAGGGAGGCAGAAUCCGUCGCAGCCUCCACCGGUACUCUCCCUCUCCUCCACAAAGCCUUCUCCAACCUCUCCAAUCCCCAAACUAAUGCUGUCCCCUUCGAAAAUCUUCCGCAAUGCUUCGGUUUCGCACGCGAAGAUCGAACCUACUCCGGCAACAGCGUCCCGGCUUCGUUUCCAGUUUUGUUGGAUCACUUAGGUUCCUCAAUCGUCGAUCAAUUUUUCGUUCCCGGCAAAGGUGGAAUCGAUUGGCUUCAGUUCGUUAAUGGCUUCAAUAAGUGCUGUGCUAGGGUUUCUGCGUCUGUUUCACUUAACAUGCUUUUCAGAGUGUUUGCUGCAAUGGCUUUGAAAGCGAAUGUGCCUCUGCAUUUGGUGUUUGAGUCUGAGGAUGAUGAAUGCAAGAUUAAUGGUCACCUUCUUCCGAGUGAUGUGCUUCUUCUUCUUUACGUGUGUUGGGUUAUGUCUUGGGAUUGUAGAAAUUUGGGAAAUUCUGAAAGGAAAGGGAAUGUUAGGUUACCUGAUCUUAGCCAUUUGGUGUUGUCAGCGAUCACAUCUUGUAGCAAAGUUGAGGGUGGCUUCAAUGUGUGGGAUUGUGAUGUAUCAAGUUUGGGAGUUGAACUUCCUGCAGGGAAGUUUGUUACUUGGGUUAUGAGUACGGUGCCAUGUCUUCCAGAUUGCUUAAGGCAGUAUUUUCAUGCAAGAAUACAAAUGGCAGGGGAUCAAUUGGAAUAUUUGAAUUCCUCUACUGGAGAAGGAAUGGAUAAAAACCUUCUAUAUCGGUCAUCUACUCAUGGACGAGGCCUCAAUAGAUUUUGGUCUCAUGUAGAAGGUUACAAGGGUCCACUGCUAAUUUUGAUUGCCGCAAGUUCAGGAAAUGCUCGUGAGGGAAGUUCCACUGAUAGGAAAUGGGUUAUAGGUGCCCUGACAAGUCAAGGUCUUGAAAAUAAGGAUACCUUCUAUGGAGCUUCUGGAUGUUUAUAUUCAAUAAGCCCUGUGUUUCAUGCAUUCCCACCCAGUGGUAAGGAAAAGAAUUUUGUUUAUAGCCACUUGCAUCCUACUGGUAGGGUGUACCAGGCGCAUCCAAAACCAGUGGGAGUUGCAUUUGGUGGAACUCCAGGAAAUGAGAGAAUAUUUAUUGAAGAAGAUUUUUCCAAAGUGACCAUUCGCCACCAUGCUAUUGACAAAACCUACCGUAGUGGUUCUCUCUUUCCGGAUCAAGGUUUCCUAGCCGUUGAAGCUGUGAUUUCAGAAGUGGAAGUCUGGGGACUUGGAGGGGAAGUAGCAAAGAAAGUGCAAAGCUCGUACAAAAGGAGAGAAGAACUCUUCAAUGAACAAAGACGAAAAGUUGACUUGAAAACAUUUGCGAAUUGGGAAGAUUCUCCUGAGAAAAUGAUGAUGGACAUGAUGUCAAAUCCAAAUGCUGUCCAAAGGGAAGACCGCUGAGUUGGACCAUGUGGUUUUGCAUCCCUUAGUACAAGAAUCCUCAGGCAGAAUCAUGGAAUGCCAUCUCGUUCGAUGCUGCUGUGGUUAUUCAUUAUUUUGGAUUCUGAUCCUCAGGUCACUGAUGUAUAUAUUGUGCUUGUGUUGUAAUAAUUGUCUUUACAUGUACAAUGUUGGGUGGGGGUGUGUUAACAUAAUCCUUUAUAAAAUUAUGUAUUCUAUUAAAACAUAUCGCCAUAUCGGACAUGGAUGGGGGAACCUUGCAUCAGAAGAGUAUGAUGUGCGAGUCAAAUUUGGAAUAAGGCUGCACAGUGCCUCAGCCAGGAACCAUAGAGCUAAGUCUCUGUGUCUCGUGCAUAUAUAUCAUU